AUGCAUGCAAUGUCCAAAGCGCACAUCCACAUCGCUGCCUGCACUUGUUGGGAUGGUGAGUCAGCGCUCCAGAUGAGAGCCCGGCCACGUGCCGUCUCCACCAGUGUGAGCUGUGGGGUUCCCAUGGUCACGGCGAGGGUGGUCGUAACAAGGGGGGUUAAGCUUGCUGGACUCUUACUGGAGCUCUCUUCGCGGGUAGAUAUAAUUGAAAUUAGAUAUCUACAGCAGCUGCAGGGAAACUGGAGCUGCUCUCUUGGGCCAAGUGAAGGAUUGGAUUUAAAAAAAAAAAAAACAUUUUUUACUUUUGGCCUUUAUAAAGACUUCUUCCUGGAAAAGAUUUGCUUCGCUGGCGAUGGAGCCUUGUAG
Messenger RNA from Knipowitschia caucasica, 366 nucleotides. The record is from the annotation of a GenBank genome assembly. Lineage: Eukaryota; Metazoa; Chordata; Actinopteri; Gobiiformes; Gobiidae.